Messenger RNA from Protobothrops mucrosquamatus (brown spotted pit viper), 2084 nucleotides. RefSeq names its product PDZ and LIM domain 2 (gene PDLIM2). Gene Ontology annotation, biological process: heart development; muscle structure development; actin cytoskeleton organization. Lineage: Eukaryota; Metazoa; Chordata; Lepidosauria; Squamata; Viperidae. The transcript is spliced from 10 exons. The record is from RefSeq and is a predicted model, not a curated record. Gene Ontology annotation, molecular function: actin binding; muscle alpha-actinin binding. Bases 181 to 1368 code for a protein of 395 amino acids. Gene Ontology annotation, cellular component: filamentous actin; Z disc; stress fiber.
GACUAGCGCUGCGCUGGGUGAGAAGCAGCGGAGAAGCUCCGUCCUCCGCGUUGCCGGCGGAAUCUCCGCGCGCCUCCCUCCCGCCUCUCAGGAGUAACUUCGGAGUAGCCCAGAGGCAGCCUCGGGAUUUCAGCGGAGCCUGCAGGGUGCUGUGGUCACCUUGCCUGUAGUGGAGCUGCCAUGUCGCUGAGCGUGAAUCUGACGGGCCCAGCUCCCUGGGGGUUCCGGAUUACAGGAGGAAGAGAUUUCAGAAAACCCAUCAUAGUAUCUAAGGUGAUAGAGCAGGGCAAAGCAGCCCUAGGUGACCUUCGAACCGGAGAUGUCAUAAUUUCCAUCAAUGGGGAGAGCACUUCUGAGAUGCUUAAUGUGGAGGCCCAGAACAAGAUAAAGCAGAGCCCUGGGCAGCUGCAAUUGCAAGUGGACAGGUCACAGCAGUUUUCUCCCAGCCAGACUAAUGGCGAAAGUUCCCCAGAGAUGUUGGCCAUACGAUUUCAGGAUGUGGUGAGAACUAGAGACAACGGUCAGAAUUCAGUGAGAUCUUCCUACUCAAGUCCAGCUUCCAUCAGUCCACGGCCCACCAGCCCCUACAGUCCUUCAUCUCCUGGGUAUAGACCCGGCAGCCCAUACAGCCCAAUGAGACCCAGUCUGUCCACUGAGGUCAGAGGGGAGCCUGUGAUAAACAGCCGCAGCUUCCAGUCAAUGGGGACUUCACUUCAGAGUCAGCAGGAGUCGAGCAACAGACAGAUACAAGAACAAAGGAACUUCACCCAUUCCAGGGUGUCUCCAGUGACAGUGCUGCCUCCAUUAAACGGCUCUCCAUCUCCUGGUGGAUACUCAUACUCCAACCCUUGGGAGAUCAGGAAGGACCAGGAAAGAGGUCCAUCUUCCUAUAACCGCAGUUACAGCUUGGAUUCCGAGCCAACCAUGUACCAUUUGGAAGGAGAUUCGGAGGUGUACAAGCUGAUGCAGGAAAACCGUGAAACAAGAGCUGUGCCACGGCAAUCCAGCACUUUCCGCUUGCUCCAGGUGGCUCUGGAAUUGGAUGAAAAAGAGGGAACAACAACACAAUUCCCCAGCCAGCUCUCUCCCAGUUUGCACAAGCCGGUCAGCAGCGCUGUGGCAGCGAGCAAUCAGAAGCUGCACAUCUGUGAGAAGUGUGACAGCCCCAUCACAUACCAGGCUGUGAGAAUCCAAGAGAACCGCUACCGCCACCCGUCCUGCUACGUUUGCACCGACUGUGGGCUCAACCUGAAGAUGCGCGGCCAUUUCUGGGUUGGCGAAGAGAUGUACUGCGAGAAGCACGCCCGCCAGCGCUACCAGAGCCCAGCAGAGGACGGCACCAUCCUGGCUGUCUAUUCCCAGUCUUAGAUGGGAGGGGAGCUCAAGAGGCUGAACGGGAAUGCCGUCCGACGGAGGUUUUCUGCCAGGGAUCUAAGCAAAGCUGCUUCUCACCAAACACGAUCCAGCUCUUAAAAGACAUCUGCAGGAAUGGAGGCCUCUGGUGCAAGACGGCAAGGGUCACCACCACCAUCUCAGCUCAGAAUGCCAUGCAGGGGCCUUUGGGGAAGGUGUUGAGGGAGGGAGAUGGGGUUCCUCAAGGCAAAUGGCCUUUUUUUUAUUUUUUAAAUUAGUUUAGGCAGGUUUCGGGCAUCCCUCUUCAAGGAACAAAUGCUUGCCGGCAUGGACAUUUGUCUUUUGGCCUCUCCAGAAAUGAUGACUUGGCUGAGCUUCCCACCGUGCCAAGUAGGCCUUGGUUCCUGGACUUCGGAGUGUGAUUGUUGUGCCCGUAUUAAUCCCGAUCUGCAGCCAGCAGCUCCCAGAAGCAAUGGGAGCUCUCUUAAUUCUUUGGUUCUGUGGCUGAAGCACUUCUGCCUUGCCCCCGUUGCCGGUCUCUCGCUGCCCCACCAUGCACAUCUAAGACUGAAGGGAAGUUGGAAUCUCCGGGUCCUGGAUGGCGUGGAUUCAGCUUUGAAGGCUGGCUUUCCCUGUGAUGCUUCUCUUAAGAUAUUAAGCCAGAUCUCUAUGUGAAUGAAAUAUAAUAUAUAUGUGUAUGUGGAUAAGGAUGGAUAAAACAAUCUUCCCCA